CAGAGGGAGGAGGGGUGACUCAGCCAAGCCCAGAGUGGGGACCUGCUAUAUAAAGGGUCGGACAACGCCCUGAAUCACCAUCUCUGGAGCUGGACGUUAUCCUUCGGCAUCCCAUCGGAGCCAAGAGAGUCGCCGGACCAUUUCUUAUCCUCCAUCAUGGCCAGUGUGAGUGUGCCUUGUCCAGGGUAUAGCCUGAGGCUUCAGGAAUGUGGCAUCGUCUGACUUUGAAGCUUUGAAAGCAGUCGGAAGACUUGAGAAGGGAAAUGGUUGCCAGUAACUUGGACCUCCGACCUGGAGUGUGCGUAAAAAUAGUGGGAGAUGUACUGCCUGAUGCCAAGGGCUUUAGGCUGAACCUGGGACAAGAUGAACUUAACCUUGCCCUACACUUCAACCCACGAUUCAGUGAAUUUGAUGAUAACAACACCAUCGUCUGCAACUCCAGACAGGAAGGCUCCUGGGGCUCAGAACAAAGGGAAAGCAACUUCCCCUUUCUGCCAGGGACCACUGUGGAGGUUUGCAUGGCCUUUGAGGGGAGUCAGUUUACUGUGAAGCUGCCUGAUGGCUCUCAGAUCAAUUUUCCUAAUCGACUUAACCUAGAAACAAUUAACUACUUUCAAGUUAAUGGUGACUUCAAGCUCAAAAGUCUGACCUUCGAGUGAGCCCUUCAAUCAAGCCAGCUUAAGACCAUUCUUGACUCUUGGAUUUCUCUUUUUACUAAUAAAAGUGCUGGUGAUGAUAA
Molecule: messenger RNA, 739 nt
Organism: Dromiciops gliroides (monito del monte)
Lineage: Eukaryota; Metazoa; Chordata; Mammalia; Microbiotheria; Microbiotheriidae
Gene: LGALS1
Product: galectin 1
Exons: 4
Coding region: 264-659 (131 amino acids)
Molecular function (GO): laminin binding; carbohydrate binding
Source: RefSeq, a predicted model, not a curated record